AUGCUCUCAGUCGCUGUCGCUGGGUCGUCCUCGGCGGUGCAAUCCUUCGCAGCACCAAUACUUCUCUUGACAGCUCUUGACCUCUCAACCUUCAACAACAACCAACAUCUACAAGUGACUCCCUCGCUUGCAUCAGAUCCAGCUCAGUCCAGUUUUCUCGCCCUCCGAUUGAUUUUCCCCGUCCCCAUGGCCCCACAGUUAAGGGAGAAAUCGAAAGCUACUCCAGCCAAACCCGAAUCAUCAAAAACUGACGAUGAACGCGAGCUCUUUGUGGAAAUCCACUCCCAACACGUGAAACCAGACGAUCUUUGGAAAAACCUUCUUGACACUGCUGGACUGGAAAAGGUGCACGAGCACACCGACCAACUAGCCAGGGUGUUUGACUUUGUGAACCUGGCCACGGCACGCCGCGCAAUUGUUGCCUCGCGCUGGAGCGAUUUUACCGCAGGGGAAACGGGAUCCUGGAAAUUGCUCCAAAAGGAGCUUGGAAUAAACAAAAAAGACCAUGUCGAUAGGACGGAGACACUGAUCCGGCGUGCCUACUUUGUCCGAUUCCCCGAGCGCGACGCUUCUAAAUUGGAUGGAGAUCAGAUGCUUGCUGAAAUUGAAGGUUCCCCCGCUCCCGCCAAAAAUGUACUCGACGCGGCACAAACGUCAUCAAAAAUUGAGGAAAAACGCGAGCUCUUUGUGGAAAUCCACUCCCAACACGUGAAACCAGACGAUCUUUGGAAAAACCUUCUUGACACUGCUGGACUGGAAAAGGUGCACGAACACACCGACCAACUAGCCAGUGUGUUUGACUUUGUGAACCUGGCCACAGCACGCCGCGCAAUUGUUGCCUUGCGCUGGAGCGAUUUUACCGCAGGGGAAACGGGAUCCUGGAAAUUGCUCCAAAAGGAGCUUGGAAUAAACGAAAAAGACCAUGUCGAUAGGACGAAGACACUGAUCCGGCGUGCCUACUUUGUCCGAUUCCCCGAGCGCGACGCUUCUGUAUUGACUGAUCAAGAGAUGCUUGUUGCACUGGGGUUUCCCAGCGCCGCCGAACAGAUAGUUGCGACACCACAGAUCAACUGGUCGACCGAAAUCGUCCAGCAAGGGUUCGACGCAGAAUAUCAGGGACACGAUCUUAUUGUUAUCCCAACCCUAGAAACUCUACAACUUUAUGCAGAAAUCCACUGGCCAGCCCCCUCGUUCCGACCUAGCUACACACUUUACCCCAGUGAAACCAAUACCGAACAUGAUUCAGCACUAUUCCUACCUAAUCAUCGCAAUUCUCAAGGCGGUGUAUGA
Molecule: messenger RNA, 1290 nt
Organism: Puccinia triticina
Lineage: Eukaryota; Fungi; Basidiomycota; Pucciniomycetes; Pucciniales; Pucciniaceae
Exons: 6
Coding region: 1-1290 (429 amino acids)
Source: RefSeq, a predicted model, not a curated record